Messenger RNA from Leguminivora glycinivorella, 706 nucleotides. It is a transcript of the gene Rpp21, whose product is annotated as ribonuclease P protein subunit rpr2. The record is from RefSeq and is a predicted model, not a curated record. Gene Ontology annotation, biological process: tRNA processing. Lineage: Eukaryota; Metazoa; Arthropoda; Insecta; Lepidoptera; Tortricidae. The transcript has 3 exons. Gene Ontology annotation, cellular component: nucleolar ribonuclease P complex. Bases 196 to 555 code for a protein of 119 amino acids.
UAGUGUUAUUACAGCAAAUAGAAAUAAACAUUCUGAAAUUCACUGAAGUUCUCCCAGAUACCAGCAUUAUAAUAUUAAACUAAACGUUGCAAACGUCUACGUACCACCUGAUUCUUUAUGUCAAAACAAAAGAUGGUUAUUCGACACUGAAUAAUAAACUAAAUAGUUUUAGUUCAGUUUAAUGUAAUAGGAAUUAUGAAAAAGGUUCAGGGAAACGAUUCAUUUCAUCGCAUAAAUUACUUGUACCAAGUAAGCAAACACAUAGUGAAAAUAAACCCAGCAUUAUCGUCGUACUAUGGCAACCUAAUGGUAAACGUUGCAAAGAAGAAUGUCUUGAAAAUUCAUCCUGACAUAAAGAGACAGAUUUGUAAGAAAUGCCGCUGUAUGCUAAUAUUCGGAGAGACGGCUAAAAUGAAGAUCAAGACGAGACAUAAACAGAAGGUUGUAGAAUGGACCUGCAAUACCUGCGGUACUAAGAAAUCUCUUCCGGCCUCGAAAGACAAGGACCCACUGUGGUUAGAAAGAGACGAAGCUGUUGUUGAGGUUAUUAAUUAAUUUAGUUUUAUGUUAAAGUUAGAGCCGGUUAAAAGUUUUGGUUAGACGGACUGAUAAUUUAGUUCGCACAAGUUGUGUGUACAUGAACUUAAGAAAAUAAUCGGAAUUUUUGAAAAUAUUGAAUAUAUAUAAGUAGAAAUUAAGUUUACCA